Messenger RNA from Fusarium proliferatum ET1, 1428 nucleotides. RefSeq lists its product as uncharacterized. The record is from RefSeq and is a predicted model, not a curated record. Gene Ontology annotation, molecular function: phosphatase activity. Bases 1 to 1428 code for a protein of 475 amino acids. Gene Ontology annotation, biological process: DNA damage response. The transcript has 6 exons. Gene Ontology annotation, cellular component: nucleus; cytoplasm. Lineage: Eukaryota; Fungi; Ascomycota; Sordariomycetes; Hypocreales; Nectriaceae.
AUGGAGCACGACACCAAGACCCCCCAAUACAAAACGAGCGAUCCUACCUCGUUCGCGAGUGAAUCCGUCAAGAGGCGAUGGCCUGUCAUUCUUACCCAGGGAAUUGACGAUGUCUACCGCGCCGUUACCAAGACCAGCGACCCCGAGAAACUAGCGGAGGGCAAGAAGAUUAUCGAGCAACUCGCCAAUCUCAAGUACGAGGUCGAGCAUGACCGAAAGCUCAGUCCCCUCCCCGACGAUGGAUUCACGGAAGAGAUCGAGACAUAUAACAAGGAGCUCGAGGCUCUUGGCCCCGAUGCUCACUGGUACGAUGUACCAUGGUUGUUCUCCGAAUGCUACCUAUACAGACGCAUCGCGGCCAUAUUCCGCAUGACCGAACACUGGAGAUCCUACGAUCUUUUCGCCCGACAGAAGAUGGACACCUUCCGAUCAUCAAGACCCGCGGUUCUCGAGCUCGCUAGCAACUAUAGACAAUUAGUCGAGCAGCUCCGUGCUGAUAAGGACUCAACACAUGAUCCCAAGGCCGAGAAGACUCUGUUCCAGGAGAUGUUCGAGAUUUGCCUGUGGGGAAACGCUACAGACUUGUCACUACUCACAAACUUGACCUAUGAGGAUAUCCAGAAACUCCAGGGCUCUGAGGCUCGUAAGGCGGCCGAGAAGAACAUCCUCGUCAACGAUCUCCCUAAGGCGUUUGAUAUCCUUAAGAAAGCACAGGCUGAGGGCAAGAAGGAGCGCCGCGUUGAUAUCGUCCUCGACAAUGCUGGCUUUGAGUUGUAUGUCGAUAUGAUUCUGGCCGGUUACCUUCUCUCAGCUGGUCUCGCCACACAAGUUGUCCUACGACCCAAGUCCAUCCCCUGGUUCGUCUCCGACGUUGUGCCCAGCGACUUCAGCGGCUUGUUGAACGCUGUUGCCAACCCCCGCGCUCUUUAUGACACACCGUCAGAGGAUGAGGAACUUCAGGGCAAGAAGCCUGAGCCCCUAUCUGAGGAGGGCGAGAAGGACCUUAAGUUCCUAUUCCAGGAGUGGGCUACGUUCCACGCUGAGGGACAACUUAUGCUCCGACCAAACCGGUACUGGACUUACGGCGGUAGCUUCUGGCGAUUACCGGCUGAGAACCCUGAGUUGCACGAGGAGCUCAAGGAAGCCGAACUUGUCAUCUUCAAGGGCGACCUGAACUACCGCAAGCUCGUCGCUGAUGCUGCUUGGCCCGCUACCACACCUUUUAUCGAGGCCCUCGGCCCCAUGGGUCCCUCGUCAGGCGUCAACAUCUUAUCCUUGCGAACAUGCAAGGCCGAUGUUGUCGUUGGUCUUCCGGAGGGCAAGGAUGAGGAGUUGAAGCAACUUGAGGGUGGCGGUGGUGAUUCUGGUGCUCGAAAGUGGGCGUGGAACGGAAAAUGGGCUGUUGUGAACCUGUCUCAGGGUCAUUAG